UAAGUGAAAGCCUCGUUUUGCGGAUAAGAUCUCGCCGUCGUAAUACAGCCAACUGCAACAGCAGGGGAAACUGACGCAAACCAAGUUAACAGUCACAUCUUAUCUGGAUAAGUGCUGCAAAGUUAUAAGGGAUAAAUGUGUGUGUAGUCUUUAAUAUUAAAAAUGAUCGCUGGUAGAUAGCCACAGAAGUCGGAUCACAGUUUACCUGAGAGGAUCAGCUCCACAGCUGAAGACUUCUCCACGCUGCUGUCAAACUCAGGUGGUUGUGUGUGUGAAGGUGUGAGCUCUGCUAUGAAUCCCUGUGAGGACACUGAACCCGCUCUGAGUGGGGACCCUGAACGCCUCACCAAAGCUCAGAGCCCAGAGCAGCAGCAUGGACCUGGACCUGGACCCAGCUGUGUUUCCAUGAAGAGUAACCGGUCUAUAGCUGACCCAAUAUGUUUUAAAGGCCGACCUUCAGAGACAGACUCCAAGCAGCAGAGAGAAGAGUCUCCUGAACCCAGCUGUGUGUCCCUGAAGAGUGAUCGGUCCAUAGGUCACCUGAUUAACUUCAAAGAUGGACGUCCUUCCAAUCACCCAGUUUCCAAGCAGCAGAGAGAAAAGUCUCCUGGACCCAGCUGUGUGUCCCUGAAGAGUGAUCGGUCUAAGGGUCAUCUGAUUGACUUCAAAGAUGGAAGCCGUUCUUAUGACCUGUUAGAGGACCAGCAGAGCUCAGAGGUUCCCAGAGGUCAGUCUGCCCAGCAGCAGCAGACUCAGCUGGACUCCACAUUUAUGCUGCUGGAGGACAACAUCAUCACUUUUGUGAAGAACGAGCUGAAGAAGAUCCAGAAGGCUCUGAGUUCAGAUUACCCAGAAUGCUUAGAGAGUCAGAGGGAGGAUGAGGAGGUGUUGGACGGUGAGGAUGAAGAGCAGAGGAGCAGCAGAGAGGCAUUUCUGAACAUCUCUCUGCACUUCCUAAGGAGCAUGAAGCAGGAGGAGCUGGCUGACCGUCUGCAGAGCAGAAGUCGUUCUGGAGUGUGUCAGCGUAAACUUAAGUCUAACCUGAAGGAGAGGUUCCAGUGUGUGUUUGAGGGCAUUGCUAAAGCAGGAAACCCAACCCUUCUGAACCAGAUCUACACAGAGCUCUACAUCACAGAGGGGGGGUCUGCAGAGGUCAAUGAUGAACAUGAGGUCAGACAGAUUGAAACAGCAUCCAGGAAACCAGACAGACCAGAAACACCCAUCAGACAAGAAGACCUCUUUAAAGCCUCACCUGGAAGAGAUGCACCAAUCAGAGCAGUGCUGACAAAGGGAGUGGCUGGCAUUGGGAAAACAGUCUUAACACAGAAGUUCACUCUGGACUGGGCUGAAGGCAAAGCCAACCAGGACAUCCAGUUCAUAUUUCCAUUCACCUUCAGAGAGCUGAAUGUGGUGAGAGAGAACAAGUACAGCUUGGUGGAACUUGUUCAUCACUUCUUCCCUGAAACCAGAGACGCAGGAAUCUGCAGGUUCGAUCAGUUCUCGGUCGUGUUCAUCUUUGACGGUCUGGAUGAGUGUCGACUUCCUCUGGACUUCCUCAACACUGAGAUCCUGACUGAUGUCACAGAGUCCACCUCAGUGAAUGUGCUGCUGACAAACCUCAUCAGGGGGAAGCUGCUUCCCUCUGCUCGCCUCUGGAUAACCACACGACCUGCAGCAGCCAAUCAGAUCCCUCCUGAGUGUGUGGACAUGGUGACAGAGGUCCGAGGGUUCACUGACCCACAGAAGGAGGAGUACUUCAGGAAGAGAUUCAGAGAUCAGGAGCAGGCCGGCACCAUCAUCUCCCACAUCAAGACCUCACGAAGCCUCCACAUCAUGUGCCACAUCCCAGUCUUCUGCUGGAUCUCUGCUACAGUUCUGGAGGAGGUGUUGAAAACCAGAAAGGGAGGAGAGCUGCCCAAGACCCUGACUGAGAUGUACAUCCACUUCCUGGUGGUUCAGUCCAAAGUGAAGAACAUCAAGUAUGAUGGAGGAGCUGAGACAGAUCCACACAGGAGUCCAGAGAGCAGGAAGAUGAUGGAGGCUCUGGGGAAACUGGCUUUUGAGCAGCUGCUGAAAGGCAACCUGAUCUUCUAUGAGUCCGACCUGACAGACUGUGGCAUCGAUAUCAGAGCAGCCUCAGUGUACUCAGGAGUGUUCACACAGGUCUUUAGAGAGGAGAGAGGACUGUACCAGGACAAGGUGUUCUGCUUUGUCCAUCUGAGCGUUCAGGAGUUUCUGGCUGCUCUUCAUGUCCAUCUGACCUUCAUCACCUCUGGAGUCAACCUGCUGGCAGAAGAACCAACAACAUCCCAGCAGUCUAAAGCCUUCAGACCCAAACCUGAACUCACACAUCUCUACCAGAGUGCUGUGGACCAGGCCUUACAGAGUCCAAACGGACAGCUGGACUUGUUCCUCCGGUUCCUCCUGGGUCUUUCACUGGAGACCAAUCAGAAACUCCUACGAGGUCUGCUGACAGAAACAGGAAGUAGCUCAAAGACCAACAAGAAAACAGUCCAGUACAUGAAGAAGAAGAUGGAUGAGGAUCUGUCUCCAGAGAGAAGCAUCAACCUGUUCCACUGUCUGAAUGAACUGAAUGAUCGUUCUCUAGUGGAGCAGAUCCAACAGUCCCUGAGUUCAGGAAGUCUCUCCACAGAUAAUCUGUCUCCUGCUCAGUGGUCAGCUCUGGUCUUCAUCUUACUGUCAUCAGAAGAAGAUCUGGACGUGUUUGACCUGAAGAAAUACUCUACUUCAGAGGAGGCUCUUCUGAGGCUGCUGCCAGUGGUCAAAGCCUCCAGGAAGGCUCUACUGAGUGACUGUAAGCUGUCAGAGAGAAGCUGUGAAGCUCUGUCCUCAGUCCUCAGCUCCCAGUCCUCUAGUCUGAGAGAGCUGGACCUGAGUAACAACGACCUGCAGGAUUCAGGAGUGAAGCUGCUGUCUGCUGGACUGGAGAGUCCACACUGUACUCUGGAGACUCUCAGGCUGUCAGGCUGUCUGGUCUCAGAGGAAGGCUGUGUUUCUCUGGCUUCAGCUCUGAGAUCCAACCCCUCCCAUCUGAGAGAGCUGGACCUGAGCUACAAUCAUCCAGGAGACUCAGGAGAGAAGCUGCUGUCUGCUGGACUGGAGGAUCCUCUCUGGAGACUGGACACGCUCAGGAUGGAGCCUGCUGGAGUCCGAUGGCUGAGACCCGGUCUGAGGAAGUAUUCCUGUGAACUCUCACUCGACUCAAACACAGCUCACAGGAACCUCAAACUGUCUGAGGACAACAGGAAGGUGACAUGUGUGGAGGAGAAGCAGCCAUAUCCUGAUCAUCCAGAGAGGUUUGACUCCUGGGAUCAGCUGAUGUGUAGAGAAGCUCUGACUGGUCGCUGUUACUGGGAGGUCGAGAGGAGAGGAGGGGUUUCUAUAUCAGUGACUUACAGAGGAAUCAGCAGGAGAGGAAAGAAUGAAGACUGUUUGUUUGGAGGGAAUGAUCAGUCCUGGAGUCUGUACAGCUCUGGUGGUGGUUACUAUGUCAGGCACAAUAACACAGUAACACACACCUCCUCCUCCUCCUCCUCCUCUGGUAGAGUAGCAGUGUAUCUGGAUCAUCCUGCUGGCUCUCUCUCCUUCUACAGCGUCUCCUCUGACACACUGACCCACCUCCACACCUUCAGAACCACAUCCACUGAACCUCUCUAUGCUGGCUUUGGGUUCUGGUUCAGGUCUGGUUCCUCAGCGUCUCUGGUUCCUCUGUAGGAGGAAGAGUCUCCUCCUGUUCCAGAAACUUCCUCCCUGCUGCCCAGAGAGUUCAGUCUGUUCAGGAUCACAGCUGAUAAAUAAUUGUAACCGUGGUGUACUUAUAUACGUAUUUGAAUAUACAGUCUACUCUUUUCACUGUAUCUGCACUUUACUUCUUUUGAUGUAAUAAUGUAGAUUUCCACUUUUUGGGACGAAUAAAGGAAUUCUGAUUCUGAAAAUAU
This is a messenger RNA of Gymnodraco acuticeps, 3959 nucleotides long. RefSeq names its product NACHT, LRR and PYD domains-containing protein 4E-like. The record is from RefSeq and is a predicted model, not a curated record. NCBI's taxonomy places the organism in Eukaryota, Metazoa, Chordata, Actinopteri, Perciformes, Bathydraconidae. The coding region runs from base 292 to 3735 and encodes 1147 amino acids. The transcript has 12 exons. Gene Ontology annotation, molecular function: protein binding.